AUGGCUACUGCAGCACCAUCUCCAAAUUCUUCACCCUCUGCUGUCCCACCAGCUUCAACUACGCCACCUCCUCAGCCAUCAUCUCCUCCACCAGACCCUCCAACUCAACCAUCUUCUCCGCCCAAUACGAGUUCACCCACUGCAACUCCUACUCCUUCCCCACCUCCUCAAUCCCCUCUUCCUACAUCUCCUCCUCCAGCCUCACCAUUGCCCCCCCCUCCACUACCUCCUCCUACAACAUUGCCGCCACCUCCUCAAUCUAUUCCUCCUCCUCCUCCUCCAGACAUUGUGCCACCCCCAUCCUCUAAUUCUCCACCACCAAAUCCUCCUCCAAGUUUUCCUCCACCUCCAUUAUCAACUCCACCGAAGAGUUUGCCACCUCCACCAUCUGAUCCUCCAGCUAGCUCACCACCACCACCUUCACCCAGUCCACCUCCUAAUUCCCCACCACCUCCAUCUAAUCCACCUUCUAGUUCACCACCACCUCCAUCUUCUAAUCCACCAGCUAGGACACCUCCACCACCCUCAUCUAAUCCUCCAGCAAGGCCUCCUCCACCACCAUUGGAACCACCAAAGAAUUCACCACCUCCUCCUCCAUCACCAAGACCACCAGAGAGUUCACCUCCACCACCACCUUCACAAUCUCCUCAAAAUCCACCACCUCCACCACCAGCCUCUAAGCCACCCCAAAGUUCGCCUCCACCACCAGAAUCAAACCCUCCAGGAAAUUCACCUCCUCCACCGGCAGCAACACCACCCGUUAAUUCACCCCCACCUUCUGCUCUUUCCCCUCCUGGUUCUCCACCGGCAUCUCCUCCCCCCUCAAAUUCUCCCCCAAGAUCAUCACCACCGCCACCAUUAAAAAAACUGUCACCACCCCCUCCAGGACUUGUGUCCCCACCAUCCCCUUCUCCUCCAUCUUCUCAAAUUCCAUCAGUUAAUCCACCAACCAAUAAUUCCAGCAGUAUUGCACCAGGAAGCUUAAACUCUACAGGUAAUGGGGGAAUUGGUACACUAGGCACAGUGGCUAUUGGCCUAGCUCUAGGUCUCCUGUUGCUUGGUAUCAUUGGAAUAGCUGCUUGGUGCAUGUGGAAGCGAAAGAAAAAUGUUUCCGCAUUUAGUGGUGGCUAUGUCAUUCCAACCUCUGUGAGCUCUUCCUCAAAAUCAGAUGCGGCUGUGUUAAAGUUGCAUACUUCAGCACCUCUUGUUGGAAGUGGUUCUGGCAGUGAUUUUGUAUAUUCACCAACAGAUCCAGGCGGAUUAGGCAAUUCAAGGUCAUGGUGUACUUAUGAAGAAUUAGCUGCAGCUACAGAUGGGUUUUCAGCGCAGAAUCUAUUGGGCGAAGGUGGAUUUGGUUGUGUUUACAAAGGAUGCCUAGAGGAUGGGAGAGAGGUAGCAAUCAAGCAGCUAAAAAUUGGUGGGGGGCAAGGGGAGCGAGAAUUCAAAGCUGAAGUCGAGAUUAUAAGUCGCGUACACCACCGCCAUUUGGUUUCAUUAGUGGGCUACUGCAUUUCUGAAAACCACAGGCUGCUUGUUUAUGACUAUGUUCCUAACAACACCCUUUACUUCCACCUUCAAGGUAAAUUCUAA
Molecule: messenger RNA, 1590 nt
Organism: Ilex paraguariensis (yerba mate)
Lineage: Eukaryota; Viridiplantae; Streptophyta; Magnoliopsida; Aquifoliales; Aquifoliaceae
Source: the annotation of a GenBank genome assembly